AUGUCUCAGAAUAUGUUACCAAGGCACAUUCCUCUACCUAUACCAAAUGAAUUACUACAAGAAACUGUAUCGAAAAGCAAAGAUUGGAUGGUUGCCCAUGGUUGUGCAAUGAGAAAGAAAAAUGAUUACAGUGAAGAUACAGUUCAAAUUGUACCAUUCAUUGUAUUGCCAUCUACUAUUCCUAGGAAAGAAUUCAAUAAGGUGGUUAGACUUCAAACAGUAUUGAAUGAAUUGAUGCAUAGAGUGGCUCAUGAUCAUACUUUUCUAGAAGAGUGUUUUAAAGAUGCUAUUGAGGUGGAUGACUUCAGUGCAAACUUGUUCAAAAUUUAUGAAGCAGUGAGAGAAGAAGGCAUAUGUCAAGCUAUCAGUGUCGGAUUGUUUCGAUCUGAUUACCUAUUACAUAGUGCAUCAAAUAAUGUUCUAAAACAAGUAGAAUUGAAUACAGUUUCCGCCAGUUUCAGUGGAAUAGGGCCCUGUAUAUCACAAUUUCAUAGGUAUAUCUUAGAAGAAUUAGGCCAUCAUGAUAAAAUAAAAAAUUUGCCUGAAAAUAAUGCUCUAACUGGAUCAGCACAAGGUCUACUAGAUGCCUGGAAACUUUAUGGAGAUUCUGAUUCGAUAAUCAUUUUCCUUGUGGAAGAAAUUACUCAUAAUAUAUGUGACCAGCGUAUGCAUGAAUUCGAGAUUAGAAGAUUGAAUCCUCGUGUAAAAGUCCUCAGAAGAACUUUUACAGACAUAUAUGAGAGGGCUUCUCUGAAUGCAAAUAAGGAAUUGAUCAUUGAUGGGUACACUGUUGGUCUAGUGUACUUCAGAAUAGGAUAUGAACCUGCCAAUUACCCUUCUCAGAAGGACUGGGAUGCCCGUUUAUUAAUUGAAAGGUCUAGAGCCUUAAAAUGUCCUAGUAUAUUGUACCAUUUAGCUGGUCAGAAAAAAGUUCAACAAGCCCUAGCACAACCUGGAGUCGUAGACCGUUACUUGACAGAAACCGACAAAAUCAACGCCAUCAAAGAACUAUUUGUUGGUUUGUAUGGAUUGGAGUUCAAUGAAAUGGGUGAACGGGCUGUUCAAAUGGCCCUCAGUGAACCAGAAAGAUUUGUGUUGAAACCACAACGAGAAGGUGGUGGCUUCAACAAAUAUGGACAAGACGUGAAAAAGUUCAUGCUGGAAGUGCAGAAUAGUAAAGAACGGACUGCUUGGAUCAUGAUGGAAAGAAUCCAACCUCCUACUGUUAUGGGGUACGCGGUGAUAGCGGGUCAACCCAACCCCCCACCCCUGAAAGAGAUGGUAUCGGAAUUGGGGAUAUAUGGUGUAUUGAUCGGAUCAGCUGACAAAAUCAACGUAAAUGAGCAAGUGGGGCAUCUAGUGAGGACUAAAUCUUCCAGUAUGGACGAAGGAGGAAUCUUAGCAGGAGCCGGAGCUCUAGAUAGUCCGUAUUUGAUUGAUUUAUGA
Molecule: messenger RNA, 1446 nt
Organism: Phaedon cochleariae (mustard beetle)
Lineage: Eukaryota; Metazoa; Arthropoda; Insecta; Coleoptera; Chrysomelidae
Source: the annotation of a GenBank genome assembly